This is a messenger RNA of Ichthyophthirius multifiliis, 567 nucleotides long. RefSeq names its product ribosomal protein, putative. The record is from RefSeq and is a predicted model, not a curated record. The transcript is spliced from 3 exons. Gene Ontology annotation, cellular component: ribosome; cytosolic small ribosomal subunit. Lineage: Eukaryota; Ciliophora; Oligohymenophorea; Hymenostomatida. Gene Ontology annotation, molecular function: small ribosomal subunit rRNA binding; mRNA 5'-UTR binding; structural constituent of ribosome. Gene Ontology annotation, biological process: maturation of SSU-rRNA from tricistronic rRNA transcript (SSU-rRNA, 5.8S rRNA, LSU-rRNA); ribosomal small subunit assembly; translation.
AUGAUAUUUAAACCUCCCAAAGCCAAAAAAGAAGCAGCCCCAAAAGAAGUAAUUUCAUAUGGUCCCCCAAACAUAUCCGAAAACGAAUUAGUAUUCGGAGUAUGUCAUAUAUUAGCAACAUGGAAUGAUACAUUUAUUCACGUAACCGAUCUUUCUGGAAGAGAGACUUUAGUCCGUGUAACUGGUGGUAUGAAAGUAAAAGCUGAUAGGGAAGAAUCAUCUCCAUAUGCCGCUAUGUAAGCUGCUUUAGAUGUAGUAAAUAGAUGCAAAGAAUUAAAAAUAAACGCUCUUCAUAUUAAAUUAAGAGCCAGAGGUGGAGUAGAUACUAAACAACCAGGACCUGGAGCUUAGUCAGCCUUAAGAGCAUUAGCUCGUUUUGGUAUGAGAAUCGGAAGAAUAGAAGACGUAACACCUAUACCUACAGAUUCUACAAGAAGAGAAGGUGGUAAAAGAGGUAGAAGAUUAUGAAUAAAAAAAAAUAAAAGAAAGAAGAAGAAGAAGGAAUAUUUGUUAUUUUAUUUUUAUAUGUGUAUUUAAUUAUUAUAUGUAAUAAUAUUUAAAUAAAAU